Molecule: messenger RNA, 1723 nt
Organism: Dimorphilus gyrociliatus
Lineage: Eukaryota; Metazoa; Annelida; Polychaeta; Dinophilidae
Source: the annotation of a GenBank genome assembly
ACUUUAGCAUUCUCUGUUAAACUAAAAAAUGGAGAUUCAAAAAGAAGUUGAAGAAAUACUAUUCAAUUUAAUAGAUAAUAAUGAUAUUAGAACUUUACAAUCAAAUUUAAUAGAAGGAAGAGGUAGUAUCAACGAUAUUACAUUAUUGAAAUGUAUGGAAAAAUCGGUUAUCGAGAAUAAAUGGGAGAUAUUUGAAUUAUUCUCGUCAUCGUGGAUUUAUCAAAUAUUCAGCGUGACCAGAAUACGUAGAGAGUUCUUCCAGGUUCAAGGGGAUUAUUCAACAGCCUAUGAAUACGAUAAAAGUGUUGACGAACUUUGGUUGGUAUUGAAAAACUUUUAUGACAAACUCUUAGAUAAUUCAGAAUUGAAUCAAGCCGAUGAAGAACUUAUUAUUUUGAAAGAAAGUAUUCUACCCAAAUUGGAAAUGAUUAUCAAGAUAAGUAAUCAUUCUACAAAUCAAAAAUUAAUUGGAUCUGAGAAUGGCGAAGAGCAAAAUUGUCUUGUUGUCAACUCUUUGCGUUUGCUUUUGAGGUGUACGAAUUGUGAUAAUAAUAUGGAAAAGAUCAACGAAUUGACAAAUAAGCUUAGUGUUCAAAAGAAUCCUGAAAUAUAUGAGUUGCUUUUGAAUAGUAAUUUAAAAGCCAAAUUUGCAGUUAUUAAGAAAAUGCUUGAAAAUAGAAGGAAGAAUGAUAUUAACGAUUCAAGUUUAAUUGAAAGUUUAUCGAGAUUUAAAGCACCAUUGUAUUCAGUUGCGACUAUGCUAAAAUUAAUGACUUUUAACGUGGAAGAGAAGGAAAAGAUUGGCGAAAUAUUUCUAAGGAAUAGAGCGGAAGAACUAUUCCAAUAUGGAGUUAAGAAAAAUAUUUUUCCUUUUACAAUAAGAGCAGCACUUACGUCGUUAACGUGGAGCAAUAGAAUAUUAAACAAUUUUAUUGAUGAUCAUUUCUCAAUCUAUAGAGAACUUUUUAACAACAAUAAGUUAUUUAUAAUGAAAGAUUAUGAUAUUCCUAAUCCAAAUGCUAUUCUGAAAGCUUUCAAUCAUCGCCGAUUUCAAGAUUGUCAACAAAUUAAAAGUUUCUUUUUUAAAAAUCUUUUCCAAGAUCAAAAUCUUUCGAAUGGUCUUGUAGAUUCAAUUCGACACGGUAACGAAUGGUUUACAGCUCUUUUUGCCGUAACUAUCGGCUAUGAUAUGGGACUUCGACUGUCGCAGGGUGUCAUAGAUUUCGCAUUCACUCAAUUGUUAAACGGUUCGUCUCUACGAUCUAAACAUCAUACUGCGUGGAACUCAAUUGAUUAUACUUCUCAAGAAGUUUUCUGGUGUUGUAGACUGCUUGUUACAAUAAUCUGGUGUGGAUAUACAUUGUCAGAUACGAAUAACUUGAAGAAUCUUUACGAAAAAACAAAAAGUAACUGCUCAGGUAGUGAUACAUUUGAUCGCCUCUUGCAUUUUAUUGCCAAUUCUAGUCAAAAACAAUUUAGUUUCCUUAUGCGAAUUGCUAAUAGAAAUCACGAAAUAAUGACUCUAAAAUCAAUGGCAAGAUCGACAAUCAGAUCAGAAUUAACUAAACCAUUUAGAAGAAAUUUGGCGAUUUUGUUGGAUAAAUAUCCACAUGUACAGUCGGACUUUAUUAAUUUGGAAAAUGAAAUAGUGGAUUUAAAAUUGGAAAGAAUUAAAUUCCGAAUACUUAACAAUAAAUUCCGCCUUAUUCAUCCAAAAUUAUGA